Molecule: messenger RNA, 1488 nt
Organism: Aspergillus affinis
Lineage: Eukaryota; Fungi; Ascomycota; Eurotiomycetes; Eurotiales; Aspergillaceae
Product: cytochrome P450
Exons: 4
Coding region: 1-1488 (495 amino acids)
Molecular function (GO): heme binding; iron ion binding; monooxygenase activity
Source: RefSeq, a predicted model, not a curated record
AUGUUCUCAAUACUGACUGUGUUCUUGAGCACUGUGGCCAUUGCCACGACCAGCUCAAUCGUUUACAAUCUCUACCUCAGCCCGCUUUCGAGAUUCCCAGGACCUGCAAUAUGCGCCGUCUCCCGUGUUCCCUACCUAUGGUACAAUUGGAAAGGCAAGCUUGUGCAUUGGGUCCACGGCCUCCACCUGAAAUACGGCGACGUGGUCCGCAUUGCCCCCGACGAGCUCACCUUCAUCAACGCCGAAGCGCAUAAGGAUAUCUACGGGUUGGGCUCUCGAAAUCUCAGAGACCGCCGGUUCUACGGAGAGACGCCAAAAGGUGUACAGGAUAUCCUGCGGUCUGAUGACAAGAACCACGCGCGAUUCCGUCGGGUGUUGAAUCAUUCCCUCUCCGAGCGGGCGAUACAGGAGAAACAGCCUAUGAUACGCUGGCAUGUUGACAAGCUUGUUGAGAAGAUCCGCUCCUCCUUCUCCUCCGCUGCUACUCCCACGCACGAGUUCGACAUGACGCGAUUCUAUGACCUGACGACGUUCGACAUAAUGGCGGAGCUCUGUUUCGGAGAGCCGCUUCAUAUGCACGAGAGCGACGAAUUCCAUGGCUGGAUGGAUAGCAUGUUCACGAUGAUCCGACACGCGGCUGUUUUCCGCACUGCGCAGUAUUUCCGAUGGACAUUGAUCUUUGUCCCCGUCGUGAUGGUCGUGCUGGGUCCUCUGAUGAAGAAGCAAGAGAGCUAUUUCAAGAAAUGCCAAGAGCGAGUCGAUCGCCGGAUGGAGUCGAAGCUGCCCCGGAAGGAUAUGUGGUCGCAUAUCAUCGACCUUCCGAAGGAAUUGCAGUUGACUCGCUCCGAGAUGCAUUUCAACUCGCAGAUCCUAAUGGUCGGAGGCACAGAGACCACAGCUACCCUUCUCGCUGGAAUGACCUACUACCUCCUCCGCAGCCCUAAGAUCAUGGAGAAGCUCUGCGCGGAAAUCCGCGACACGUUCAAGACCCAAUUAGAUAUCACCCUCAGCGCCCUGGCCAAGCUGGAAUAUCUCCAUGCCUGCGUUCUCGAGGGCCUUCGCAUCUUUCCCCCGGCUCCUAUGGGAAUGGCUCGUAUCACUCCACCCCAAGGAAAUGUUAUCUGCGGGCAUCAGAUCCCUGGUAAUACCGGAAUUUCCAUCUACGGAGGAUCCAUCGCAUGGAGCCCUAAGCAUUUCAAAAACCCCAACCAAUACGUCCCAGAGCGCUGGCUAAACGAUCCCGAAUACGCUCAGGAUAACCGAGCAGCUUUGCAACCAUUCUCAUAUGGACCGCGCAGUUGCGUUGGACAGACUUUCGCGUACCACGAAGCACGAAUUAUUCUGGCCACGCUCCUCUGGCAUUUUGACAUGUCCCUAUGCGAGGAGAGUAUCGGCUGGCCUGAUCAUCUGACUGUUUACAUGGGAUGGGAAAAAGAGCCUUUGAUGGUUCGUAUGCAGCCUAGGCAGGGUGCUUCUAUGGUGGGUUAG